AUGCAAGGAACAGGAAGUAGGAAUAAGACAACCAAAAAAGUUUACACCACCAUUAAUGAAACUGAGACACAAUGCGGAAUCCUGAGACCAGUUUCUGAAAUUCCUAAACAAUUCAGGGCAAUCUUUAAAGAAUUUCCUUAUUUUAAUUACAUACAGUCAAAAGCCUUGGAUGAUCUUCUGUAUUCAGAUAAGAAUUUUGUCAUGUGUGCACCAACUGGAUCUGGAAAGACAGUGCUUUUUGAAAUAGCAAUUGUUCGAUUACUGAUGGAAGUGCCAGCUCCUUGGACAAACAUCAAGAUAGUAUACAUGGCACCCAUAAAAGCAUUAUGUGGCCAACGAUUUGACAACUGGAAGGAGAAAUUUGAACCGAUUGGACUACAAUGUAAGGAGCUGACAGGAGAUACAGAGGUGGAUGACUUAUUUGAGAUUCAACACGCUCACAUUAUCAUGACAACUCCAGAGAAAUGGGAUUCCAUGAGUAGAAAAUGGAGAGACAAUACGUUGGUUCAGCUAGUUCGGCUCUUUCUUAUAGAUGAGGUGCACACAUUGAAGGAUGAAAACCGAGGGGCAACACUUGAAGUUGUGAUCAGCAGGAUGAAAACAAUGCAGGUUUUGCUGGCAUCAACCAACAGUGGAGGCAUACAACUACCCAUGAGAUUUGUGGCUGUUUCAGCAACAAUUCCCAAUGCUAAUGAUAUUACAGAGUGGCUAUCAGAUGGAGAGUGUCAAGCCAUUUGUAUGAAAAUGGACGAAUCUCACCGACCAGUGAAACUACGCAAAGUGGUAUUAGGAUAUCCUAGUGGUGCUAAUCAAACAGAAUAUAAAUUCGAUAUAACCCUUAACUAUAAGGUAGCAGGUGUUAUACAGACCUAUUCUGACCAAAAGCCAACGCUUGUGUUUUGUGCCACCAGGAAAGGAGUACAACAAGCUGCUUCUAUCUUCGCAAAAGAUGCAAAAUUUAUCAUGAGCAUUGAGCAUAAGCAAAGGCUGCAGAAGUCUGCUAAUGCUGUAAAAGAUGGAAAACUGAGAGAUCUUAUUCUUUACGGUGUUGGAUACCACCAUGCUGGAAUGGAUGUGGCUGACAGGAAAAUUAUUGAAGCAGCUUUUACGGAGGGAGAUAUGCCAGUACUUUUUACCACCAGUACUUUGGCUAUGGGUGUUAACCUUCCAGCUCAUUUGGUGGUCAUAAAAUCCACACUGCAUUAUGCAUCAGGAAUGUUCCAGGAGUACAGCGAGACAGACAUUCUGCAAAUGAUUGGAAGAGCAGGCAGACCUCAGUUUGAUUCUUCAGCCACGGCUGUUAUCAUGACAAGGUCAUGCACUAAGGAGAAAUAUAUACAAAUGUUAGAUGGUGCAGACACAAUUGAAAGCAGCCUGCACAGACAUCUUGUGGAACAUCUGAACGCAGAAAUAACACUGCAUACCAUCACAGAUGUUAACAUUGCAUUGGAGUGGAUCCGAUCAACAUUUUUAUACAUCAGGACACUGAAGAAUCCAUCUCACUAUGGCUUCCAAAGAGGAUUAGACAAAGUGGGCAUUGAAGCUGAAUUGCAAGAGCUGUGUUUGAAAAAUUUAAAUGAAUUAUCAUCUGUUGGAUUAAUUGAAAUGGAUGAAGAUGUUAAUUUUAAGCCUACAGAAACUGGUAAACUAUUAGCAUCAUAUUAUAUUGCCUUUGACACAGCCAAACUGUUCUACAGUAUUCAUGGAAAAGAGACCUUGUCAGAAAUGGUCACAAUCAUAUCUUUGUGUAAAGAGUUCUCUGAUAUCCAACUCCGAACAAGUGAGAAGAAAUUACUCAAUACAAUGAACAAGGACAAGAACAGAAUUACUAUCAGGUUUCCACUGGAGGGGAAAAUAAAAUCCAGGGAAAUGAAAGUGAACUGUCUUCUACAGGCACAACUUGGAUGUAUUCCUGUUCAAGAAUUUUCACUAACACAGGACAUGGCAAAGAUUUUCCGACAUGGCAUACGAGUGACUAAAUAUCUGCAUGAGUUUCUCGCAUUGCAAGAAAAGAAAUUCAUGGCAUUUCUGAAUGCUUUAAUUCUGGCUAAGUGCUUCAGAUGUAAAUUAUGGGAAAAUUCUUCACAUGUGUCCAAACAGCUGGAAAAAAUUGGUGUCACCCUGGCUAAUGCUAUGGUAAAUGCAGGACUGACAUCUUUUCAAAAAAUAGAAGAUACAAACCCCCGAGAGCUGGAGCUGAUUGUUAACAGGAAUCCUCCAUUUGGAAAUCAAAUAAAAGAAUUGGUACUUCAUCUUCCAAACUAUAAGCUUGGCAUUGAACAGUUGGCAAAAUACAACUUAUCAGAGGCAGAAAUUGUUGUUACUGUCCUGUUAACAAAUUAUGAGAGGUUACAAAAAAAGAGAACAGCACCAGAUUCUCAUCAUGUUACACUUCUUAUUGGAGACUCCGAUAAUAAUCUUGUCUUCAAGCAGAAAAUAAGGGACUCUGCUUUGUUGAAAUCAGGAACCUGGACACGAAAAAUCAACAUAAAAAGGGUUUUUACUUCUGAUGAGCUAAGUGUCAAUUUGAUCAGCUCUGAGUAUGUUGGCCUUGAUAUUCAGCAAAAGUUUAGAGCUGUUUAUGUGGGAACCCACAAAUUAGAACCAAAUAUUGAUGCUGAAUCAAUGUCUGAUAGUAAAUAUUUAAGCAACAGCAACAUGCAGCUUAUCUCUGGAUACCCCAGCUUGCAGACAGUGCUAAAAACUGGUAUGAGAGAAUGUAACCAUCACUGCAAAAAUAAAGACGUUUGUGGACACGAAUGCUGUAAAAUUGGAGUCUCUCACAAAGCUGACAGUAAAACUAAUUCAAACUUCUCUUCAUAUCUGAGUGAUCUAAGGAGUCGAAAUUCAGUUUCAUCGGCUCCACCAGUGAAGAGACUAAAGAUGCAAGGUGAGAGGACUACAAGUCUACAAAAGUUUGUCUACACACCUAAACCUGCCAUCAAUGCCUUUUGGCGGCCACCAACAUUGACAGCUGCAGCAGCUCAAACAGCAACACAAGAGCCUUUUGAUGAUAAUCAGAGAAGUUAUACAGAUCAGCCACCAGAUGGAGCAAGCUGCAUAUAUUCUGGGAACAAAGCUUAUGGAAGUCCGCAGAGUGAAAAUAUUACUGACUGUCAGAAGAAGCUCGCUGACAUAGACAACUACAGCUCGUGGUCUGCGGAACCUGCCAGUGUGACAUUUGAUUUGGGAAGUGAUGUUUGGGACAAUUUUGAUGAUGACAGUUUGCUUGGUGACAGCAGUUUUGUGACAUCAGUGGAGACACCAGUUUUAGGUGACAUGAUCCUGGAAUUCGUGUGCUUGUAUGCGCAGCAAGAGUGGGGGUCUCAGUGGCUGAUCCGUGAUGGGACUGGCUGA
Messenger RNA from Nanorana parkeri, 3357 nucleotides. RefSeq names its product HFM1, ATP dependent DNA helicase homolog (gene HFM1). Gene Ontology annotation, molecular function: ATP binding; nucleic acid binding. NCBI's taxonomy places the organism in Eukaryota, Metazoa, Chordata, Amphibia, Anura, Dicroglossidae. The record is from RefSeq and is a predicted model, not a curated record. The coding region runs from base 1 to 3357 and encodes 1118 amino acids. The transcript is spliced from 34 exons.